AUUUUUUCCUACUUUUGUGGCAAAUCUAAACAUGAAUCGCUUUUGGUUAACACGGAGUGUGCUGCUUUUGUUAGUAGCCUAUCAAACUCGGGGCACGAGUCGCCAACAUCCACACUGACCGCUGGGUUCGCUCUCGUAACUCUCUAGUGCGCCCGGUAGCGGCCGGUCAUUUGUGUAGAAUUCAGGGACACACACGGACACUCCAACACAAACAAACAAUUAGAAGCAGACAGAAUAAAUCCGUUACUGUUUUCAAAGGUUUGGUCUUAAUAAAACUCGCUGCGGGGGUAAGUUUGUCAAAAGAACUUGCGGAUUAAGAGAAGAUAACUGUCCGGUUUGCGUCGGAGGGAGAGGCACGCAGACGAUUUCUUUCUAUGGUGGGAGAGCGUGGAGGAGUUCGUUUAUAGCAUAACAGAAUCGAGGAACCCAAAGGCAACUGUGAUUCUUGUCAGUAAGGAGGAGAGAUGGGGUCCGUGUCCAGGUGAUCCAGGCUUCUCCAGAUCAGAACCCUCCAUGAUCAUUGACCAUGCCACACCUGCAGGGGGCGCCACACAGGUCUACGUCCUCCCUCCCCUCCCUCCUCCUCCUCCUCCUCCCCCUCCUCUCCUCCCCCACCACCCUGGACGCCCGUUCCUACCCCCUCUUCUCCCGUAACGACACUGAGUUCCAACACCUGGUGCUCCACUCGGACCCCAGGGUGACCCGCAUCUACGUGGGGGCCCGGGACCACCUCUUCCAGCUGGGGGCCGUCGGGGGGCCGGGGGGCACCCUCCGUCUGGAGCAGGAGGAGACCACGGGCCCCGUCAGCGACAGCAAGGACUGCCUCCCCCCCGUGACCCCGGACAACUGUCCGCAGGGGCGCCGCACCAGCAACCACAACAAGCUGCUCCUGGUGGACGCAGGUGCAGGUGAGCUGAUCACCUGUGGCAGCGUCCUGCAGGGAACCUGUCAGAAACGCAGCCUGGGCAACAUCAGCCAGGUGCUCUACUCCGCCCACCGCCCCGUCGACACGCAGUACGUGGCUGCUAACGACCCAGACGUGUCCACGGUGGGGCUGGUGGUGCAGAGGGCCGAGGGGGCGGUGCUGUACGUGGGGCGGGGCUACACCAGCGGGCACCCGCCCAUCUCCACGCGCCACCUGGCGACCGCGCCCGUGUUCUCGUAUGAGGAGACUGCCAAGCUGGGCGUGGCCGGGCGGCUGUCGGAGUACGACCACCAUUUCGUGGCGGCGUUCUCCAGAAGCGGGUUUGUCUACUUCCUGUUUUACCGGCGUGACAUCAAGGCCCUGACGCGCGAGUACCGGACCUUCGCCGCCCGCGUCUGCACGGACGACUCCUCCUACUACUCCUACGUAGAGGUGCCUCUCGUCUGCCGCUCCUCCUCCACCUCCUCUUCCUCUUCAGGGAGGGUCUACAACCUCCUCCAGGCGGCCCAGGUGGGAGAGGGGUCAGGCGGGGAGGGCCAGGCCGUCCUGGGGGUCUUCUCCUCCAGGCUGGGCCCCCUGGAGGCCUCGGCCCUCUGCCUGUUCCCCCUGGAGGAGCUGGACCGCCGCAUGGACUCCGCCAGGGACCUCUGCUACACGCAGGACGGGAGGGCGGAGGACGGAGGAGAGGGGGCCUACAUCGAGUACGAGGUCAAAUCCAGCUGCGCCAACCUGCCGCAGAACACCCUGAAGGCGUAUCCCUGUGGCUCAGACCACACCCCCAGUCCAAUGGCGAGCCGGGUCCCGCUGGAAGCCGAUGCGGUAUUGGUCAGCUCGCCCGCCCGUCUCACAGCCGUGGCGGUCAGCGUGAGGGAGGGACAUUCCAUCGCCUUCCUGGGAGAUGACCAGGGAAACCUCCACAAGGUGUUCCUGGGUCCAGGGGGACAGGUAGAGAGGUACUCCGUCACCUCUGUCCAGCCAGACUCUGCUGUCCACCCUGACCUGCUGCUGGACUCUUCUGGAACACACAUCUACAUCAUGACCACACACACUGUGGAGCGGCGACCCGUGGCGGAGUGUGGAGAACACCUGGACUGUGCAGGCUGUCUGCAGGCCCGGGACCCAUACUGUGGAUGGUGCGUCCUGGAGGGCAGGUGUGUCCAGAGGUUGGAGUGCCUGGGGGGGGCCCGGGGGGGGCAGUGGUUGUGGAGUUUUGACCGCCAGCAGAGCUGUCUGAGAGCCCAGUUCCUCAGCAUCAACAACAUCAGCAGAGGAGAGAGAGCUGAGGUGGUGGUGUCGGUCCCAGCCCUACCCAGCCUAUCAGAGGGGGAGUCCUACUCCUGCUUCUACCAGGACACCCGGAGCCCCGCCUCCAUCACCGACACUGGCGUCACCUGCUCCACCCCCGACGCCAACACCCUGCCUCCUAUUGGUCAAGGUCAGGACUCAGUGACGGUGCCACUGUCUGUGCGCUUCCUGAACGUGACGCUGGUGUCCGCUGAGUUCACCUUCUACGACUGUGAGCUGGUGCAGGAGCUGUCUGGACGCAGACCGUGCCGGGGGUGCGUGAGCAGCCGCUGGGGCUGUAACUGGUGCAUCCACCAGCACCUGUGCACCCACAAACACACCUGCGACCUGGGCGUCACCAUCCACAACCAGCAGUACAAACCACCACUACCCUCCAUCCCCACCCCCACCACCACCGCUGCCAGCUCCCCCACAACGACCAAAACACAAGACUCCUCCCAAUCAACUGUCCCAACCUCCCCCUCUCGCCCACCCCUACUCCAGGGGGCAUCUGCCCAACCCACCUCUCCUGUCACAACCACCCCAGCACCCCAGCCCACUACCACUGGCCAGGCCAACGCCUCUCCCUGGUCCCCCCUGAUCACUCCCCCCUCCAGCGCUCCCCUGGGCGCCACCCCCACCACCCAGCAGGGGGGAGAGGCCUCGGCUGGGGGGGGCGGGGAGAGCAUCUCCAGGGCAACAACAGAGCCAGGGGAGGGGGGGACAGAGACAGGAGAGGGCCCCAGGACCCACACCCAGACCGAUCCUCAGGACUGGCUUCUGGAGGCCCCGGAAACUACAUUUCCCAGCAGCCCUAGCAGCGUGUCAGAGUCUGACCUCACCGCCACCUCCUCCGGUGGGGUGGCCCUGCUGGGGUUCCCCUUCACUUCCCUGGACCCAAAGACCCCCCACCCCGCCCCCUCGAAGGGGCCGGAGGAGAGGCUGGGAGGAGGGGAGGAGGAGGAGGAGGAGGGAGAAAUUGAGAAGUUGGAUGGAGAGAUGGAGACUGGCACAACAGUGUUGAGUGUCACCAUGCCCACUGAAGUCGUUGGUACCAACCAGACCUCACCUUUCCGUGCCCACACACCACACCCUGCCCCCAACUCUCACCCCAUCUCCAAUCCCAACCCCGACCCUAUUUCUGACCCUGACCCCAGUCCCAAUCCUGACCCUGACCCUAGUCCCAACCCUGAUCCCAGCCCUGACCCUAUCUCCAGUCCCAACCCUGACCCUAGUCCCAACCCUGACCCUAGUCCCAACCCUGACCCUGAACCUAGUCCCAACCCUGACCCCAGCCGUGACUCUGCCCUGUCAGCAGAGUACCAGUCAGACCCAGCGGAGCCAGGCCUCGUGCAGGACUGUCCUUGUGUGGAGGGGAUCCAGGGCUCCUCCCUCCUGCCAGUGAACGUGGAGAGGAAGAUCUCUCUGAUUGGACGACACUUACACCUGUUCCAGGAUGAGGAUCUGGACUAUGAGUGUGUGUUGGGGAUCGAGGGCAGGUCAGUGGUGGUGGAGGCCUUCGUGCAGAUAGAUGACACAGAUCCCUCUCUCUUCAUCAUCACCUGCCACCUGCACAAGUAUUCCUACGCCGAGGCAGUGGAGGAAUACAUGGCUGUGAUCAACGUCAGGCGGAGGGAUACUUUCCAGAUCGACAGUCCUGAGGACUUGCAGGUGACUCUGUUCAACUGCUCGGUGGGGCGUCAGGACUGCAGCCGGUGUCGCACAGCGGCGCGGGGGUACGGGUGUGUGUGGUGCGGCCAGGACGCCUCUCCAAGCUGCGUCCACCAGGACUCCUGCCUCCGACACACCCACACCUGCCCCGCCCCCGCCAUCCACUACGUGGAGCCAGCGUCGGGGCCAGUGGAGGGGGGCACGAGGAUCACCAUCUCUGGCUCCAACCUGGGCCAGCGGGUCCUGGACAUCCAGGACUUUGUGAGGGUAGCUGGGGUGCCGUGCCUGGUCCUGCCCAGCAGAUACGAGGUCUCCUCCAGGAUAGUGUGUGAGACCACUCCCAGCGGGGGAGAGAGGCGUGGCCAGGUGUCUGUCCAGGUGAGGGGCGGCGACAUCGGCCUCUCCACCCAGAGCUUCAGCUUCCAGGACCCAGUCCUGACAGGAUUGACCCCCCAGCGAGGGCCGAGGUCUGUGGGCUCAACGCUGAGCAUCAUGGGACACCGGCUGAGGACCGGGCACCCUGGAGAUGUCAGCGUUCUGAUUGGAGGAGUACCGUGUCACAUUGCGUCUGAGGUGUUGGCCGGCCGGCUGAGCUGUGUGACGGGGCGCAGCAACAGCACCGGGGAGCAGCGUGUGACGGUGCGCUUCGGCCGGGCGGAGCGCCACCUGCAGGCUGCCCUGUAUCACUACACCCCCGACCCCAACAUCACCUCAGCUGCCCCCUCCAAGAGCUUCCUCAGUGGGGGCAGGGUGAUCCGGGUGUCUGGUCAGUACCUGGACGUGGUGCAGGAUCCCAGGAUCAGGGUGACCCUCAGCCCCCCGGACCCCCCCCUGCCCCCCCGCAGGAGGAGGAGGAGCGUACCUGAGCCAGGCUGUCCUGAAGACACACUCUGCCAUGUCCAACAGUAUGAGUCCAGCUGUGGGGUCUGGAGCUCUUCCCUGAUCCUGUGUCCCACCCCGGCGGUGGGACAGGAAGCUAGGCGUGCGCGGGUCCAGGUGGACUUCCUGUUGGACAGCCUCCAUUUUGCCUUUGGCUCGGUGAGCAGCGAGGCGUUCAGCUACGAGCCCAACCCAGUCCUGUACCCCCUGAACCAGCAGGACCCCAGCCGGCCCUACCACCACAAGCCUGGCAGUGUCAUCUCUGUAGAGGGAGAGAACCUGGACCUGGCCAUCCACAAGCAGGAGGUGCUGGCUCUGAUUGGAGGAGGCGUGUGUGCCGUCAAGACUCUCACCCACAACCACCUGUACUGUGAGCCGCCAUCCCAGCAAGUCCUGCCCACCAGGAAACAGGAAGUGAUGGACGCUCUGCCAGAGUUCACUGUUCAGAUGGGGAACCUGAACUUCUCCCUGGGGCGAGUUCAAUACGACUCCCUGGGCCGCUCCAUGUUCCCGCUGGAGGCCCAGGUGGGGCUGGGAGUGGGCGCCUCUGUACUGGCCCUGCUCGUCCUCAUCAUCCUGCUCAUAUACAGGAGGAAGAGUAAGCAGGCUAUGAGAGACUAUAAGAAGGUUCAGAUCCAGCUGGAGAACCUGGAGACCAGUGUGAGAGACCGCUGCAAGAAGGAGUUCACAGACCUGAUGACAGAGAUGAUGGACGUGUCCAGUGACCUGGGGGGCUCGGGCAUCCCCUUCCUGGACUACGGCACGUACGCCGAGCGCAUCUUCUUCCCAGGGCACCGGGAGUCCCCGCUCAGGAGGGAGCUGGACGUGCCGGAGGCCCGCAGGCACACGGUGGAGCAGGGCCUGGUGCAGCUGUCCAACCUGCUCAACAGCAAGCUGUUCCUCACCACGUUCAUCCACACUCUGGAGGUGCAGAGGACUUUCUCCCCGCGUGACCGCGCCUACCUGGCCUCCCUCCUCACGGUUGCGCUGCACGGUAAACUGGAGUACUUCACCGACAUCCUGAAGACACUGCUCAACGACCUGGUGGAGCAGUACGUGGCCAAGAACCCCAAGCUGAUGCUGCGCAGGACUGAGUCUGUGGUGGAGAAGCUCCUGACCAACUGGAUGUCCAUCUGUCUGUUCACCUUCCUCAGGGACUCUGCGGGUGAGGCCUUCUACAUGCUGUUCAGGGCCAUCAAGCACCAGGUGGACAAGGGUCCCGUUGACGCGGUUACGGGGAAGGCCAAGUACACCCUCAACGACAACCGGCUGCUCCGGGAGGACGUGGAGUACCGCACGCUGACGCUGAAUGUGCUGAUGCCUGCGGCUAGCGGUGGCCCGGUUACCACGGUACCGGCCAAGGUUCUGGACUGUGACACCAUCACCCAGGUGAAGGAGAAGGUUCUGGAGCAGGCCUGGAAGGGAACAUCCUUCUCCCAGAGACCCCACACCGACGCGCUGCACCUGGAGUGGCGCGCGGGCGUGGCAGGUCACCUGAUCCUGUCGGACGAGGAUCUGACGUCGGUGGUGCAGGGCUCCUGGAAACGCCUCAACACCCUUCAGCACUACAAGGUUCCUGAUGGAGCCACUGUGACUUUAGUAACCAGGAACACCAAACACCUGCACCAUGACUGCCAUGACUACUCACCUGGAGAGAAGACCCCCAUGCUGGACGAUGGUGAGGAGGGCGGAGUCAGGCUGUGGCACCUGGUGAAGGCCAGCGAGGAGGCGGAGAUUCCAAAGCAGCGCGGAGGGAGCAUGAGGGAGAGGGGUGGGGCCAAAGCGAUCCCUGAGAUCUACCUCACCAGGCUGCUGUCCAUGAAGGGAACCCUCCAGAAGUUUGUGGACGACCUGUUCACGGUGAUCCUCAGCACCAGCCGGCCAGUCCCCCUGGCUCUCAAGUACUACUUUGACCUGCUGGACGAGCAGGCCCUGCUGCACAACAUCUCUGACCCCGACACCAUCCACAUCUGGAAGACCAACAGUCUACCGUUGCGGUUCUGGAUCAACAUCCUGAAGAACCCUCAGUUCAUCUUUGACGUGCAGGCGAGCGAGCACGUGGACGCAGUGCUGUCUGUCAUCGCUCAGACCUUCAUGGACUCCUGCACCCUCGCAGAGCACAAGCUGGGCAGGGAUUCUCCCAUCAACAAGCUGCUGUACGCCAGAGACAUCCCCCGUUACAAGCAGAUGGUGGAGAGGUACUAUGCUGAUAUCCGCCAGACCAUCUCAGCCAGCGACCAGAUGAAUUCUGCACUCGCUGAGCUGUCUCGGAACUAUUCUGGAGAGGUGAACUUCAUGGUGGCCCUGCAUGAGCUGUACAAGUACAUCAACAAAUACUACGACCAGAUCAUCACAGCUCUGGAGGAAGACCCCACAGCCCAGAAGAUGCAGCUGGGCUGCCGUCUCCAGCAGAUCGCCGCCGCCGUGGAGAACAAAGUCACCGACCUCUGAGUGGGCGGGGCCAGGCCAGGGCCUGACAGAAGGACAGGAAGUGGAAGAGAAAUCCAUAAAGGAAAGGAGCAGAACGGGAAGAGAGGAAUGCUAGCUAUGCCUGAUGUCAUGUCCCUAGUCUUUGUCAGGAAACAGAGAGAGUAUCAAAUGCCAAAUGUCCGUCUAUCCACUGACCUUUAACCCCUGACCUUUACCUCCCUGACCUUUACCCCCUGAAGCCUCUUAUUGGCUGACAAGUCUCUGUUCCAGGAACUGGAGGGCAUGGCAGAUAGGGAGCGUACAGACUAAACCAACAUAGCUGAUCCCUGAAGAGGACUAGGUGAUGUUUUACAGGAGCAGAUGCUAGGAUGCUAUCGUUGUUCCAUUACUAAUGCCUUUUGUUGUCUAGAAAUGUUUGCUCAAGUCUUAGUUUUACCAGAGCUGUGUGGGUUACCAGCAUGUUGUCCCAGCCAGCCAGAAGUGAGUUUUUGAAGUGAGUUUGAAGGUAUGAAGGCAGUUGGAAAGUAAUUCCUCACGGCCACUUACCUCAGACAAUAAGGACCAGUCACGCGUUUUUGUCUAAGGAACCACACAACGACCCGACAAGUCUGCCUGCAUCUAGACUGACCCGUCCUGAAACUGAGAGGAUCUAGAACCACGGCACCCUAAAUUCCAACAACAACACUGGGUUUGUUCCCCUGACGAUCCCUUGGUUCCCCAGACGAUCCCUUGGUUCCCCUGACAAACCCUUGGUUCGCAGUGACAGAUU
Osmerus eperlanus (European smelt) is the source of this 7958-nucleotide messenger RNA. Its product is annotated as plexin-B1-like. The record is from RefSeq and is a predicted model, not a curated record. Gene Ontology annotation, biological process: regulation of cell migration; axon extension; semaphorin-plexin signaling pathway involved in axon guidance. NCBI's taxonomy places the organism in Eukaryota, Metazoa, Chordata, Actinopteri, Osmeriformes, Osmeridae. Gene Ontology annotation, cellular component: semaphorin receptor complex; plasma membrane. Gene Ontology annotation, molecular function: protein binding; semaphorin receptor activity.